AUGACUAAGCAAUCUCUUUUGAUUCCCACCCAAGACGACUAUGAUGAUGCCCAUGGCAACGUUGAAGACGAAGUGAAGUACCAUGACCAAUACAAGACUGCCCGCAAUGACAAGGACGAAAACGGAAACUGGAUCUACCCUUGGUCCUUUGAAGUUGUGCCUGGGUUUUUCAAACAGUGUGAUCCAAAAACCGACGAUUUGAAAUUCAACUACUCGUUUGAAAACAUGGGUAGAUUGAAACCAUGGGAUGAAAUGAUCUCCGAAUUGCAAGCAUUGAACGAAAACGCUAAUGACAAUGAAGUCUACAAAUUGGUAUUUCUCGCAAGACACGGACAAGGAUAUCAUAAUGUUAUUGUCCAAAAGUAUGGUGUCGCCGCUUGGAACGAAAAGUAUCACGCCAUGACCACCGAUGGAGAACUUACUUGGGCCCCAGAUCCACAAUUGACCGAAACUGGGAUCAAACAAGCACAAGAAAAUAACCAGUUGUGGAAACAAGAGAUUCGAUUGGGUGCACCUAUUCCUAGUAAAUUCUUUGUGUCUCCAAUGCAAAGAUCAAGCAAUACUUGCGUUAUCACCUGGGAUGAUAUCAAACCAAAGGAGCAACGUCCCGUAGUUAAGGAAAAGUUGAGGGAAACAUGUGGUAAAAACUUGUGUGAUAAGAGAUCUAGCAAAUCUGUGAUUGAUGAAAGAUUUGGAAAGUAUGGAUUUGACACUCAUGAGAUUGUUGAAGAGGAUAUAUAUUAUACUGAAGACAGAGAAACCAUGGUUCAUCAUUCCUUCAGAGUUAAUCAAUUCUUGCAGGAAUUGUUUGAACAAGAUUGGGAAAAUGGAUCGGUUGAUAAGACAAAGGCAAUUGAAAAUACUUUUAUUUCAACCACUUCUCAUGCAGGAACCAUUAGAUGUUUUAUCACCGUUCUUAAGCAUAGAAAUUUCACCAUUUCCACCGGUGGAAUGAUUCCAAUUGUCAUCAAAGCUACUAGAAGAUUAGAUUAA
Messenger RNA from Spathaspora passalidarum NRRL Y-27907, 993 nucleotides. RefSeq lists its product as uncharacterized. Bases 1 to 993 code for a protein of 330 amino acids. The transcript has a single exon. The record is from RefSeq and is a predicted model, not a curated record. Gene Ontology annotation, molecular function: phosphatase activity. Gene Ontology annotation, cellular component: cytoplasm. NCBI's taxonomy places the organism in Eukaryota, Fungi, Ascomycota, Pichiomycetes, Serinales, Debaryomycetaceae.